Molecule: messenger RNA, 4992 nt
Organism: Solea solea (common sole)
Lineage: Eukaryota; Metazoa; Chordata; Actinopteri; Pleuronectiformes; Soleidae
Gene: slc25a42
Product: solute carrier family 25 member 42
Exons: 8
Coding region: 359-1336 (325 amino acids)
Biological process (GO): transmembrane transport
Cellular component (GO): mitochondrial inner membrane
Source: RefSeq, a predicted model, not a curated record
CAGUACAGGGUUAAUGAAGCUGCUUUAUGUUUGUGAGUGGGCGUUUUUAAUGCCAGGUGAUAUUUAUUUAGCGAGAACUUCACGUCAGUAAUCAUGUUUACACUACAAGAGGCGCAGUAACGUUUGUGUAGCGAGAGGCUAACAGCUAGCUAACCUUACUUAACCUGGCUAAGUUGUUAAACAUCUUCAAUCGAAUCGAAGUAACUAUAUGUCGCCUGCUGGGGGACUUAAAAACAUCACGAAUUAAAAAAACAUUUCUGCUGGUUGUACCCUUUUAAGCUCCAGCACCGUGCAUCGCUGCCCUCCAGUGGUUGACUUCAUGAGUGUGCACAGUGACUGCUGUGUGUAGUCCUAGGGAAUGGGGAAUGGAGUCAAGGAACAACAGGCAUCACUUAAGCAGGGAGAGGUGCUGCAGGUGGCUUCCUCCAGCCAGUCAGAGCAGCACACCACCCGGUCAAUCCUCAACUCACUCUUUUCAGGGGCUUUAGCAGGAGCAGUAGCCAAGACAGCUGUUGCCCCACUGGACAGGACUAAAAUCAUCUUCCAAGUGUCCUCGGCACGAUUCUCUGCAAAGGAGGCAUACAGGUUGAUUUACCGCACAUACCUGAAGGAUGGCUUCUAUAGUCUGUGGAGGGGGAACUCUGCCACCAUGGUGCGGGUCAUACCAUACGCCGCCAUCCAGUUCUGUGCACACGAGCAGUACAAAAGGCUGCUGGGAAGCUACUAUGGCUUUCAGGGCACAGCCUUGCCUCCACUCCCAAGGUUACUGGCUGGAGCGAUGGCUGGGACCACAGCAGCCAUGUUGACAUAUCCUCUGGACAUGGUGCGAGCUAGAAUGGCCGUAACACCAAAGGAAAUGUACAGUAAUAUCCUGCAUGUGUUUGUGCGGAUCUCUCGAGAAGAGGGCUUGGCGACGCUAUUUCGGGGUUUUGCACCCACCAUACUGGGUGUUGUUCCCUAUGCUGGUCUCAGCUUCUUUACCUACGAAACACUGAAGAAAUUACAUGCGGAGCGCAGUGGCCGCCUACAGCCUUACUCGUAUGAACGCCUGGCAUUUGGAGCCUGCGCAGGUCUGAUUGGACAGUCGGCGUCUUACCCUCUGGAUGUGGUACGGCGGCGCAUGCAGACUGCAGGGGUUACAGGUCACACGUAUGGCACCAUCCUGGGCACCAUGAAAGAGAUUGUGUCUGAGGAGGGGGUCGUCCGGGGACUCUACAAAGGUCUCAGUAUGAACUGGGUGAAAGGGCCCAUUGCAGUGGGGAUCAGCUUCACCACCUUUGAUCUUACUCAGAUUCUCCUGAAGAAGCUGCAUCAGAUGGGCUACACGGCUCGAUAAUAGUGAUUUUAAAAUGGUGCAUCCCCAUAAACCCUCUAAUAAAGAGCAGCAAAGAGGGGGGAGGGAGAAAGAGAAAUUGGUUGCUAGACAGAAGGAAAACACACUGGCUCGGGAUGAAUGGUUAAUGUUAACGUAUUCUCUCGCUUUAUCUAUGUGAAACAAGGGAUGUACGAUCCCUGUCGAUGCAAAGUAGAGUACUGUGUGUACCUGUACACACCAUAGUUGUGUACGUCUACAGUAAGUGCAAUAUGCUCAGUGAUUUUUAUUUGUGUGCACAUUAUAAUGCUCAUGCCCUCGUGGACCCGAGAGCCUGAGAGUGUGAGUGUAUUUAUUCGUCAGAGGUCCUGUUCACACCUGCUAUAUUACCAUUUUGUCCUCACUGAUCAAAUCAUGGUCGUAUAAGUACAACGGUUCACACCCGGCAUAAAAACGCAGCGCGUAUUUGCCUCCUGUGACCACGUGAUCGGAUCUGCUGUCCCUGACUGUUUGCAAGAACAAAAUCAUGUUUUGACUGGUCUUUUCUGUACAGAAUUCCCUGCUGUCAGGAAGCACAAGGACCGUUCAGACCUGUACUUAGCUGUGAUGUGGCCAUGAUUGGAUCACUGAGGACAGAUGUUAAAACCAGGUCUGAACGAGGUCAUAGAGUUCACAGGUUCUCACACACACACAUCUACACAAACACACACACUCACUGACAAUUCUCCUCUGCCAUGCAUGUCUGCUUAAAACUGACUACCGCCAAUGCAAUGCAGGUUGCCACUUGUUUCCGAAUCACUUUUAAAAAUGUAUUUAAUUUGAUAAGAGUGAAUUCUGUUCUCUUGAGAUUUGUUUUGAUGCAAGUAUGUUUGAAUUAAUUAUACCAAAGGUCAAGAUGUAAGCUACUUAAAGCUCAUUAGUAGAGAAACAAACUUGCUCAGCCCAGAGGAAACAGCGCCUUUACUGCCAUUGAAUAUCUCUUAAUAUUUGUAAUUAAGAUCUCAAAAACUUUAUGUAACCACAUACUUUAAGUUGGAGUUGAGCCUUUGCAAUGAGACGGAUAAAUUAUAUUUUACGCCAGUGCCAACAAAUAUAAGGUUUGCAGAGUGCCCCUAUAAAUUAUAUUUGUGUUUUGGGGUUGAUUUUUGGCUAUAAUCAUAUCGGGGAUGUUUAUAUGUUGUGUUGUCAAACAAACACAGGUUUUACUUUGGAUGAAUUUUGGUACGCGGUCAGUUUAUCAGCUGAAAAUGGCUGUUCUGUUUAAACCUCACCAUGUCACGUAGUGUACCUCAAACAUGAUGGGUCAUUUUUGUAAAUGUGUGAUCACUGACAUGGAUUUAACAGUGACAUAGGAGCACGUGUUCAGUCUAAUUCAGUCUGGUACAGCGGCUGUGCAGUGAAUAUGACGUUUGUGAAGUUUACAGUGUCCCAUUAAUGUUGACUCUUUAAAUCGGUGGUGUUUUUUUCAUAGCAUUAACGUUUAAAUGACAGGCGAUAAGUGUAAAUGAUCGCCUCUGUGUAUGUGUCACUGACAAAUGGACACACGCGCACACACACGCACAGUUCCUUAUACAGUAUACAGAUGUUGUCUUCCAUUUACUGUCAGUAUUCCAGCUGCAGUGUCUGUGUCUUGACGACAUGACGUCAGUUCAGAUUUAAACUGGUUAUCUGAAUGACUUAAAACGUAGUUAUUUGAUACUGGACUAACCUGACUGAAAUAUGCACACAGCUAGUCAAGAGGUUGUUUUGUAACAUUCUCUGUUAAAGGCAUUAUUCAGUACUUUUUAAUUUCUCUAUAUUAUAUCGUCUGUCCCUCAGUGCAUAAUGGAAAGUUUCGUUUUUAUUCUAAGUAUUAUUAAGGCAGUUUCACCAGCAGGCGUACAGUGACUGAAGAGUGUCUUCUAUACCUAAAGGAACACUUCACCGAUUUGCAUUUAGCUUUGUAUUACUAGAAUAGGGGUAGUAUAAUUGUGCUUCCCAAUCUCAGUUUCCCCCUGAGUCGAGAAACAUCUUCAUUCUUUUUUUUGUUAUGUGUCCACCAGUGACACUUGGUCUGAGCCUUGGUCUGAGGUGUGAAACUGCACUUUUUAGACCCACUCGUAGGGGGACGGGACCUCAUUCCCAGAAUGUAAUCAGUGUCCGCCAUCUUUGCCAAGUGUCACUGGUGGACAUGUAACAGAGAAAAGAAUGAAGAUAUUUCUUGACUCAGGGGAAACUGAGGUUGGGAAGCACCAGCACCUCAAAAUCACAUUAAAAGGAAUUUAUGUUUCGGCACUAGCAAUGGGUGUUAGUUUGUGCUAAUGUUAAAAUACCCAAAAUGAUUUAUUUUUGGUGUCUCAGUUUGUGGAAUAUUUAGUUACAAAAAAACACUUUUUUUCUACUAAGAGAGACGCCUUCAUUUCUUUAAAAAUAGUCAGACAUUAGCAAAGUGAUGCUAAAUAUCAGAAAGUGUUUGAUAAAAGAAAAUGCAAAGAAGAUUACAACACAGUACAUUUUUGACACAUGCUGCUCAGACUGAAUUUUGAUGCCCAGUUCUAUUCAGCAGCUCACUGCUCACUUGACUCCACAAUUCAUUAAACCCACAAUCCUGCUGUAAUCUGUCUCAUCGCACUUUCAUCUGUUUAUGGACUUUUUCUCAUUGUCGGAGAAACGUAGCACUGAACAGACUGACUGACUGAGCGACUGCACACAGUGGUAGACUAACAAAAGAGCUGUCGAUGCAGUGUUCAUCUUUUCAUUCAUUAUUCAUUAUUAGAUCAUCUUUACACUUGACUUUAGGUAGUAGGAAGGAAAUAUGUAUAAAUAGGUUUAGCUGAAUGACAGCUGAAACCCUGCACAUGUUCUGACGUUUGCUGCUUCAUUGACACUUAAGUGCCUAGCAAGGAAUAGAGAUGUUUUAUCUACAACUAAUUUCCUUGUAAUAACCUUUUUUGAAGGUUUUCAUCCAUUUUAUAGCCUUGCUUUGUGUUCAUAAUUACACAUAUUGAGAAAGCAGUAUGUGGUGUGAUAUGGUGAUCGUUAGACCUCUUUGACUGAAUGUGUUAAUUCAGGUACACUUUUCAUUUGUGGAUUUUGUAAAACCUUCAAACUAACAAUCAGUAAUGCAUAGAUAGCAUUUCUGUCAUAUUAGAUUAGGUCAAUUAAUUCCCAACAUGUUUCACCCGAUUUGAUGAAUGUAGGAUGAUUUUACAUAGACUUUUGAUGGUCAUUUGUACCUUUUUAAAAAUGAAUUUAAUUGUAAUUCUCUCAUAGGUAAUCCUUGAGAUCGGAGGAGAUGGGUGAACACGUGAUGAAAUGUUCUAGUAUAGACUAAAGACACUCCUAGACAAUCAUUAAAUGCCAAAAGGUUGAAUGCUUUGAACGUUUGACUUUUGUUGGGAACCUGACAGUGGCUUAAUGAGAAAGAAUAUUGAUGAACUUAUACAAGAAACCAGUAAAUUGUGAUUUUGUUAACAUUCUUUUUAACACCGUUUGUGAGUAAUCUUACAGAUCAUCUUGUGUUUUGUAUGUUUCCGUACAGCAGUGUCAAUGACUGCCAUGUAAAUCUAGUGAUUUGUGCCAACUGAAUGUAAACAUACCUACUACUGUGCAACACCUGUGUCCAGUCUGUAGUGUUGAUGGUGUAUUUGUCAGAACAUUUUGAAUCAUCAAAUUCUCAAAUAAACUGGAUGUUAAAAAUA